AUGGCUUACCAUCAUAGUAACGAGAUUCUGGAGAGGAUGUAUACUCUCAAGCUCACAGCACUCUCUAAUGCCCAGAAUUAUGAGUUCUUCUCUCUCCCCACCCACCAGAGGUUGGACGUGGCUGAUCUGCUGCCCGGUGACAUCUGGCACAUCAUCUUCCGCCACCUGCUGGCACAUCAUUCUCCGGAGAAACGGAGUGACACCUCUGGUGCAUCGCAGCAGCGAGCACGCAACACCUCGAACGCCACAGCUCGUCUGUUUCCUGCCAGCACGGAGCAGCAUGCGAAGGCAUUGAGGCGCUUCGGCCCCUCCUGGCCGCUGCUGCGCUACGCCGUGGCCAGCAAGAGGCUACUCCUCCAUGCCAUCUCCUUUUCCGUGAGUCAUCUCAUCAUCGAGCUCGAGUCCAAGACCCUCCGAUUCAACGCUCAAGACCCCUGGUGGUCAGGCAUGCUCUAUUUCUUCCUGCGUCGUGCAGCUCACACGUCCCUUGAUCUCACUCUCAACGCCUCCCAAGAUCUGGACUGCCUCGGCCGUCUCUCACUCUCAACGCCUCGCAAGCCUGGGCCUUGGAAUCAAGGAACCUCCGGGGGGGAAAGAGCCAAUCAUCAAGGAGAGGCACGUGAUGCAUCCGGCCUUUCUGGAGGAGUUUCAGUAGUUGCAGCGGCUGAAUGCGACGAGAAUGAUUUGUCCUUCCUCUCAUCCGUCGCACCGCAGCUGCGUGAAAUCGCUCUCGCCUCCUCCAGCCAUGGCUCUGGCACUCUCACCCUCGAUUUCAAGUUCACUGCCGUUCGAACCAUCACGCUCUGCUUUGAGAAACAAGCGCUGCACCUCCGCUACGCCCUGCCUGCCUCUCUAAAGGCCUUCUCUGCCACUGCGGCGUCCCUUAACGUGGAUUGCACUUCCUCCAGCCCUCCCUCUCUCGACUCGCUCUCUCUCGUUGGCUACUCGCAGCUCCUCGUUUCCUCGCUCCCAUUGGCUGCCGCAAAAUCCGUCUAUCUGAACGGGGCAAUCACCCGAGCAAAUCGCUGGCGUGCGUUUCCCUCUUCCGAUGAUGCCUCUCAACUCGCCUUGACCCACCUGCUUAGCAGCAUAGCGUUUACAGUGGAGACGCUUAAAACGAGGUACGGCUGGCCGCUGGAGGGCGUGCGUGUGGAGUGGAGCCAGCUGCGGCACCUCAUCGUUGAUUGUGUCAUAGCAGUGGCAUGGGGUCAGAUUGUGUCAUAG
Molecule: messenger RNA, 1224 nt
Organism: Closterium sp. Naga37s-1
Lineage: Eukaryota; Viridiplantae; Streptophyta; Zygnematophyceae; Desmidiales; Closteriaceae
Source: the annotation of a GenBank genome assembly